This is a messenger RNA of Rhipicephalus microplus (southern cattle tick), 667 nucleotides long. RefSeq lists its product as uncharacterized. The record is from RefSeq and is a predicted model, not a curated record. Lineage: Eukaryota; Metazoa; Arthropoda; Arachnida; Ixodida; Ixodidae.
UACACUUGCACGCUCUCUGGAGUGAUAAGAAUAAAUAGCGCCGCAUGUGUGCCAGUUUUUUUACAUUCCAGUUGCUACAUUACUUACUUGGCCAAAGCACUCGCCAUCGCAGAGCUCGGCAAUGCACGCAGCUGCUGUGCCCUUACUUUUCUUCUGUACAGCCACAUUACUUACAGGGGUGUAAGGACUCACCAAGGGCUAUAAUUACAAUUAACAGGAAAGCACUGAAGAGAUCGGUUCACGCGCAAGAUGUUGAUUUGGUAAUUGUCACGAAAAGUAUACACAAGACUUGUUAUCCGAUUCCGUUUAUGCCUUUCGUUUUGUGCAAUGUGCGGCAAAACGUCGAUAUAGCGGUACCCCCCGGUAAUGGCACAGACCGAGGCUCAAACGCUACUGAAGCUUUGCCACCAGAGACAGAUGUGACUGCAGUUGGUGACUCUGAAUCUCCUACGACUUCUGACGACGCUGACUCAGUUGACGACAGCUCCAGCAAAACUGCGUCAUCCAACGUCAACGAUACGCUGGGUUCACUUGAAGCUUCACCUAGCAAUGACAAUGGAAACGAGAGUGUGGACGCGAGUGCUGACGCAUCUUGAGAAUAUUCUGAUUGUAAGGCCUUAAUUGUGUUUUGAAAAAUAAAAAGGAAAAUGGCAAUGAAAGUGUAAAA